GCCCGCGCCCGGCACCCGCCCGCCCGCGUCCUCUGCUCUCGCCCCGGCCCCGCCGGCCCGGCCAUGCUGUCCUUCCAGUACCCCGACGUGUUCCGCGACGAGUCCGCCGUUCAGGAUUAUCAUGGACAUAAAAUCUGUGACCCGUAUGCUUGGCUUGAAGACCCAGACAGCGAACAAACAAAGGCUUUUGUGGAGGCCCAGAACAAGAUUACUGUGCCAUUCCUGGAGCAGUGUCCCAUCCGAGGCUUGUACAAGGAGAGGAUGACUGAGCUGUACGACUACCCCAAGUACAGCUGCCAUUUCAAGAAAGGAAAGCGGUAUUUUUAUUUUUACAAUACAGGUUUACAGAACCAACGAGUAUUAUAUGUGCAAGACUCCUUAGAAGGCGAGGCCAGAGUAUUCCUUGACCCCAACGUUCUUUCGGAUGAUGGCACCGUGGCCCUCCGAGGUUAUGCAUUCAGUGAAGACGGUGAAUAUUUUGCUUACGGUCUGAGUGCCAGUGGUUCAGACUGGGUCACAAUUAAGUUUAUGAAAGUUGAUGGUGCCAAAGAGCUUCCUGAUGUGCUUGAAAGAGUCAAGUUCACCUGUAUGGCCUGGACCCAUGAUGGCAAGGGAAUGUUCUACAACUCAUACCCCCAGCAGGAUGGAAAGAGUGACGGCACAGAGACAUCCACCAACCUCCACCAGAAGCUGUGCUACCACGUCUUGGGGACUGAUCAGUCAGAGGAUAUUUUGUGUGCAGAGUUUCCUGAUGAGCCUAAAUGGAUGGGUGGAGCUGAGUUAUCUGAUGAUGGUCGCUAUGUCUUGUUGUCAAUCUGGGAGGGAUGUGACCCAGUCAAUCGACUCUGGUACUGUGACCUGCAGCAGGAACCCAACGGCAUCACAGGAAUCCUGAAAUGGGUAAAACUGAUUGACAACUUUGAAGGAGAAUAUGACUAUGUAACCAAUGAGGGGACAGUGUUCACAUUCAAGACUAAUCGCAACUCUCCCAACUACCGUCUGAUCAACAUCGACUUCAUGGAUCCUGAAGAGUCGAAGUGGAAAGUGCUUGUUCCUGAGCACGAGAAAGAUGUCCUAGAAUGGGUGGCUUGUGUCAGGUCCAGCUUCCUGGUCUUGUGCUACCUCCAUGAUGUGAAGAAUAUCCUGCAGCUUCAUGACUUGACCACCGGUGCUCUCCUCAAGACCUUCCCGCUCGAGGUUGGCAGUGUGGUGGGGUACAGCGGGCGGAAGAAGGACUCCGAGAUCUUCUAUCAGUUCACUUCCUUUUUAUCUCCAGGAAUCAUUUAUCACUGUGACCUUACCAAAGAGGAACUGGAGCCCAGGGUUUUCCGAGAGGUGACCGUGAAGGGAAUCGAUGCCUCCGAUUACCAGACAGUCCAGAUUUUCUACCCCAGCAAGGAUGGCACAAAGAUUCCAAUGUUUAUCGUGCACAAAAAAGGCAUAAAACUGGAUGGCUCUCAUCCUGCUUUCCUGUAUGGCUAUGGUGGCUUCAAUAUCUCCAUCACACCCAACUAUAGCGUAUCUAGGCUCAUUUUUGUGAGACACAUGGGCGGUGUCCUCGCCGUGGCUAACAUCAGAGGUGGUGGUGAAUAUGGAGAGACAUGGCAUAAAGGUGGAAUCUUGGCCAACAAACAAAACUGCUUUGAUGAUUUUCAAUGUGCUGCCGAGUAUCUAAUCAAGGAGGGUUACACAUCUCCCAAGAGGCUGACGAUCAACGGAGGUUCCAAUGGAGGCCUCUUAGUGGCUGCUUGUGCAAAUCAGCGACCUGACCUCUUUGGUUGUGUUAUUGCCCAAGUUGGAGUCAUGGACAUGCUGAAGUUCCAUAAGUUUACCAUCGGUCAUGCCUGGACCACUGACUACGGGUGCUCAGACAGCAAGCAGCACUUCGAGUGGCUUCUCAAGUACUCCCCAUUGCACAAUGUGAAGUUGCCCGAGGCAGAUGACAUCCAGUACCCAUCCAUGCUUCUUCUCACUGCUGACCACGAUGACCGUGUGGUCCCACUGCAUUCCUUGAAGUUCAUUGCCACCCUUCAGUACAUUGUGGGCCGCAGCCCAAAGCAAAACAACCCAUUGCUCAUCCACGUGGACACCAAGGCUGGCCACGGGGCCGGGAAGCCCACAGCCAAAGUAAUAGAGGAAGUCUCAGAUAUGUUUGCAUUCAUAGCGCGGUGCCUGAACAUCGAGUGGAUUCAGUAAAAGGGAGCUACUGCCCCUCCCAACAGCCACAGAAAACCUCAAGGGCUUUCCCACCGUGCUGACCAAGAAACCACCAGGCAGAGCCCUUCCCUGCGUGAGCACCGUGCCUCCGCUCACAAACUGCAGCCAAGCAGAACUGCCGUGGGGAUUUUAUCUUUUCUAGGCUUCUUAGCAAGCCCUUGGCAUUUCUUUUUCCACCCUAUACAGGCACAUGUUUUAAAAAGGAAAAAAAAAAAAAAAGGCAUGUUUGGAUAAAAGGUUAAAUAAAUGGCAAUGAACAUGUUGUGAAUAUUAUAUUGCUGAGUUAUGGGUGAUAGUUGGGCAUACUCUAUAAUAAAAGGAAUUUGCUUCUAUAAUCAUAAUCUGUAUAUCCUUAAAUGUGAGAACUCUUCUCAUGAAAGAAACUUCAUUGCAUUACUAAUAAAUGCUAUUUAAGAA
Molecule: messenger RNA, 2634 nt
Organism: Jaculus jaculus (lesser Egyptian jerboa)
Lineage: Eukaryota; Metazoa; Chordata; Mammalia; Rodentia; Dipodidae
Gene: Prep
Product: prolyl endopeptidase
Exons: 15
Coding region: 64-2196 (710 amino acids)
Biological process (GO): proteolysis
Cellular component (GO): cytosol
Molecular function (GO): serine-type endopeptidase activity; oligopeptidase activity
Source: RefSeq, a predicted model, not a curated record